Molecule: messenger RNA, 759 nt
Organism: Colletotrichum costaricense
Lineage: Eukaryota; Fungi; Ascomycota; Sordariomycetes; Glomerellales; Glomerellaceae
Exons: 2
Coding region: 1-759 (252 amino acids)
Cellular component (GO): cytoplasm
Source: RefSeq, a predicted model, not a curated record
AUGUCUCAUCGACCUCUAGACAUGAUCAAGCGCGAGCAGCGCGCCGCGGACCGCGCGCCUCACCUUAGAACGCGCAAAUAUGGCCCCGUGACGGACACCAUUGACUCGCUCGACAGUAUCGGCGGCGUCUACCAUCACGGCGGUCCCUAUGAUGCCACUUUGGCAUCCCGCAACCGCAACAAGAAGUAUGCGCCUGUUGAGGCUGUGAGGGAGUCCAACAUGGAGGCCUUGAGGGCUACGCCUCGCGAAUACAUUCAGGAUUCCCUGGACAAGCAUGUGCCUUUGCAAGGUACCGGUCUUAUUCCCGCCGGUGGCACUGACAUGAGCGGCAAUGUUAUGAACUAUGAGGAAGGAGCCGAUCUCAUGCGUGAGCCCAAUAACCAAGGCGGCGCUUACAAGAGAUGGGAUGGAAUCCAAUAUCAUCCUGAUGAUUUGAAGGGAAAGGGAGAGCCUUCUUACACCUACGAGAGAGACCUUAAGGAGAAGAAGCGCAUGCGUAAGGCUUCUCUCGGCAACAGCCCCGCAGAAUACGAGAUGCGCUCCGGCAUCAACGCUCAGUCACGUAAGGACAACGGGGCAAUGGUACGUCAGCGCAGUGUCAGCAAUGCUGCAGACGGAAGACCCGGCCCCUCCGAGUUGCCUAAGGGACAUUCCAACAGCGCCGACGUCCAUCGCCACAACAGCACCGGCAAGCAUUUCGGCGACAGCCUGAAGCGUCGUUUCGGCAGCAUCCGUCGCAAGAACCACGCUGCGGCGUAG